Messenger RNA from Podospora anserina S mat+, 864 nucleotides. RefSeq lists its product as uncharacterized. The record is from RefSeq and is a predicted model, not a curated record. Lineage: Eukaryota; Fungi; Ascomycota; Sordariomycetes; Sordariales; Podosporaceae. The transcript has 2 exons. Bases 1 to 864 code for a protein of 287 amino acids.
AUGGCCUCUGACCAGAAGCCCCUGAACGGAUUCCAAACGCCUCCCAGCAACAGGACUGAGAACUGUCCUCAAGGCGCCGUCGAUUCCCAAGCCAAUCCCGUGAUGUCUUCCACCAGCGCGACCCCUCCCCCACCCCUUCCCCAAAUUCGCUGGCCCCUCAUGUUCAAAGGUACCCCAAAAUCCUUCUCCUCCCAAUUAAAUGCAGUGUCUUGGUCCACUCAGGACAUCGCCGACGUCCGUAAUGAACUCCGAAAAGCGCUGCCAUUCUACAAGAACAUCUAUGCCACCCUCGAGAUCCAACCCGAGGUCCUCUCCAGGCUCGACGUCCUCCAGCAUCUGGGAGUCAACAUCCACCACCCUCACAUUGCUCGUCCUGGCGGCCUGGGUAGCCUGCUUGGAAUCUGGAAUGAGCUGGCUGGAUACUCCAACAAGCAAAUUCGGGAUUUGAAGAACAAGAAUGCCAGUCUGAAUCAUGAGAUCAGCAACUUGAAGAGAAAGGUUGCCGACCUCGAAGCCAGUGACACAAAGUCCGAUCAAGAGAUGGCCGGUACCGAAAAGAAAGAAACCGCCAAAGAGCCCACCCGAUUUGAUGGCUCCGAGCCUAACAAGUAUGUUCGGUAUUUCAACUUUAUGCUCUGGAAACGCGACAUCACCCGCGCCUGGAGCGACAAGCCAGACACCUUCAAAACGGAGAAGGUCAAGAUCUGCUACAUCUUGUUUUUCCUUGACGGCGAUGCUUUUUGGGAUAUUGCUGAUGCUGUCGAGGCGAUUGUGAACAGCGAUCAGAGCAGCGAUGCUUGGGAGUUCAGGACGGGCGAGGAGCUGCUCGAUCACCUCACAGAGAAAUAUGGGAAGCGAGAGUAG